Molecule: messenger RNA, 411 nt
Organism: Postia placenta MAD-698-R-SB12
Lineage: Eukaryota; Fungi; Basidiomycota; Agaricomycetes; Polyporales; Adustoporiaceae
Exons: 3
Source: RefSeq, a predicted model, not a curated record
CAUAAGUGGGAAGCCACCGACUUCUGCAAAUGUAUUUGUUUUGGGUCGAACUAUACCAUUCUGCGCAUGCAGAUUCCUGACAACCCCAAGCAACCCUGUCUGUCAUGCACGAAGCAAUGGUGCCUCAACCAGAACUUGCCCAUUUGCGCUGGUGCGAAACUCGGAGAUGCUGACCCAGAUACAGCCACUGGCAAAGAGGGUGAUGUAGAGGCGAGAUGCUUCCAGCGCGAUUCUCCCAGGGACCAGCUCGUAGUGACGCUGUUCCUCUUGACCGUAUUCGGCCUUUUGCUCGGUGCCGGCAUUAAGGGUCGAAUGGUCAAGGCAGGCCUCGACACAAGCAUACCGUGGGGCGCAGGCAGAAGGUGGUGGGAUGUAUGUGCUCUCAGCUGUCUACAUUUUGUCCGCAUCUGA